Messenger RNA from Paramuricea clavata, 306 nucleotides. Lineage: Eukaryota; Metazoa; Cnidaria; Anthozoa; Malacalcyonacea; Plexauridae. The record is from the annotation of a GenBank genome assembly.
AUGACAAAAUCAUUUCAACAUUUGCCGCUAGACGACAAUGGGAAAUCAUCGGAACGACCUGAGCACUGUACCAAUGCAAGCACCCAUGUAACACUUGGCACGAGACGAGAUGUCACUCCAGUUCAAGCCAAAUACGAUGUACAAACUGUUGUGAAUUACGAGCUCUCAUCUCACGUGUUUGAAGAACACACAUUACAAGGUGAUAUUGGUACAGUUAGAAAAUACAGCGAUAAUAUUUGGGCAGUGUAUUUCAAUGAAGAUCAUGUGGUUAAAGUACCAGUGAUCUUUUCUGGUUACUAUGAUUAA